Molecule: messenger RNA, 1989 nt
Organism: Punctularia strigosozonata HHB-11173 SS5
Lineage: Eukaryota; Fungi; Basidiomycota; Agaricomycetes; Corticiales; Punctulariaceae
Exons: 3
Coding region: 1-1758 (585 amino acids)
Biological process (GO): regulation of transcription by RNA polymerase II
Cellular component (GO): nucleus
Molecular function (GO): DNA-binding transcription factor activity, RNA polymerase II-specific; RNA polymerase II cis-regulatory region sequence-specific DNA binding
Source: RefSeq, a predicted model, not a curated record
AUGCCCGCCGUCCGCCUUUCCACGCGCCGCCGCCGCUCCUCCCUCGCCAACCUCGCCGGCCUGAACCCCAUCAAGCCAGGCCAGUACGGCAUCUCCUCGCGCUCCCCCCGCGCCGUCACCUUCGCCCCGAACGUCACCCCGGGCACCUACAGCACCGACCCCGCCGCCUCCCUCGCCGCCGCCGACCCGGACUCCAAGCCCGAGGCCCAGCUCUUCCCCGUCGUCGACGCGCCCUCCACCGGCGCCAAGCCCGACGCCCCCAAGCGGCGCGCCCCGCCCGGCCGCCGCCGCUCCGUCGGCCACGUCCCCCGCCCGCCCAACGCCUUCAUGCUCUUCCGCGCCAACUUUGUCAAGCAGAAGCACGUCCCCGGCUCCAUCGAGACCAACCACGGCUCGCUCUCCCGCAUCAUCGGCAACUGCUGGCGCCAGCUCCCGCUCCUCGAGCGCGCCUACUGGGAGAAGGAGGCCGCCGCCGCCAAGGCCCUCCACAAGCAGACCUACCCCGACUACAAGUUCCGUCCGAUCCACACCAAGCACAAGGACCGCGCCGGUGCGGGCAAGAAGGACAAGCACGUGCUCUCUCCUGAGGAGGAGCGCCGGCUCGAGGACGUCGCGCUGCUCCUUAUCGAAGGCAAACGCGGCGCCGAGCUCUCCGAGGCCGUCCGCGAGCUCGACGAGGAACGCGCGAAGGAGAGUGGAAACGGCAGCGCACGGGCCACCGAGAGCCCCGCGCCGCUCCCGCCGCUCAGCCCGCCCCCGCCGUACGAGCGCCAGCAGACGCGCUUCCACCGCCGGAGCUCGUCCGUCCCGCCUCCGAUGCAAUACAUGCACCACCUCCAGUAUCAGCCCCAGCAGCCGCAGUCCAUGGGCAUGGGCAUGGGAAUGGCGCCCAUCGCGCUCCCCGCGCUCCCGUUCCUGUCCUCGCUCUCCCGCCCGGCCUCGCCCCCGGUCGGCAACAUCUCGCGCACCGUCAUCGGCCAGCGCCGCCCGUCCAGCGUCCAGCCGAUCCCGUCCCGGCCGUGGGGGUACGACUUCGACCAGCAGCCGUACGGGUACGAGCAGCACUUCCACAACCCGACCGCGGACCUGUACAUGGCCGACGCGCCCGUGCUCAUGCAGCGUAGCCCGUCGCCGCUCCCCGAGGCGGACACGACGAUCUGGGACCAAAACUUCCUCGGCUCCGGCGGCUUUUCGCAGACCUCCGCGCAAUCGCAUCCUGAAGCCGCCUUCAACGUGCACGGACUGAUGGAAUCGCUCGAUACGACUUGUGCCCAGCCGUCGUUCGCGCUGGAGGACACGAUCUCCCCGCUCGACGGGCCGCACCACCCGGAGCUCACCAUCCGGAUCCCGUACCCGAUCUCAGGUGACCUCGAGACGCCCAGCGCCUGGCCGCACUCGGAGCCGUCCACCGCCUACUCGGGCUCGCCCGCACCGAGCGAGCACGUCGCGCUCCACCACCAGCACCAACAACACCCCGAACUGCACGCGCCCGUCCCUCAACAGGCCGUCCCAAAGUGGACCGAUUACCACAUGGGCGGGUUUGAGCCAUCGCAGCAGCAGCAGCAGCAGGAGCCGACGAUGGACUCCGGGCUGGAAAACUACCACGUCGGGAUCGAGCACCUCGGGCUGAACGUCGGCGACAUGUUCGCCGGCGCGGAUCUCGGCGCGGACGGCAUGUACGACGCGAGCGCGUACGCGGACGUCCUCGGCGUCGUCUGCGAGGAGGCCACCCCUCCCGCCCACGGAUACGAAUACUGAUUUUACUUCUCCCUCUCUCUCUCUCGGAAACGGGAACGGAUCCUCAUCAUCAUUCUUGGUUAUCGGAACCUUGGCUUGGAUACCCCCACAGAUCUCCUACUCAAUAACACAAACCUCACACGCACACACCCACACGUCUCAUCGUAUUGCCUCUGACUCUGACCCGGCAUCACCCCUGCAUUGUAGCCCUUUUUUUUAUUACCUGCUGUAUCUAUACGUACGCAUCUCCCC